Varanus komodoensis (Komodo dragon) is the source of this 4968-nucleotide messenger RNA. It is a transcript of the gene MST1R, whose product is annotated as macrophage stimulating 1 receptor. Gene Ontology annotation, cellular component: signaling receptor complex; membrane. Gene Ontology annotation, biological process: multicellular organism development; protein phosphorylation; phagocytosis. Gene Ontology annotation, molecular function: transmembrane receptor protein tyrosine kinase activity; ATP binding; protein binding. The coding region runs from base 353 to 4537 and encodes 1394 amino acids. The transcript has 21 exons. The record is from RefSeq and is a predicted model, not a curated record. NCBI's taxonomy places the organism in Eukaryota, Metazoa, Chordata, Lepidosauria, Squamata, Varanidae.
CGACUCCUUCGUGCGCCCGGGCACCGCCCGCUUUGGGUGCGCGACGGCAUUGCAGCGAGGAGGCCAACCCGAUGGCGGGAACAUGCCGCUCCCGCUGCGGAGGCGGGGACGCCGCCCCGCUCCCGCCCCUUGGGUUCAGUCCGCGCCCGAUCCCGUCCCACGGCUGUCUGCUCCUGUCCUGAGAGCCUCCUGCCCAGGUGCGUCCCGAGCGGAGAGUGCGCGACCACGGCUGCGGCGGCAGGCUGUAAUGCAAUGGUAGAUUAUCCAAGAUGGAUUGCACAUCCACACAGAACUGAAGAACUGAGGUAGCCUCUGAUAUCUGGAACUCUGCAUUAUAACUACUGCCCCUAGUAUGGGCAUAUCAUUUCUGUUUUGCCUCACACUGGGCUUAUUGCCCAUAAAAAUCAUUGGGAAAGUUUGGCAAUGCCCACAUAUUUCCUAUAAUUCGACUAGAGAUUAUACUGUGAAAUAUAACUUCUCUAAAUUCAUAGCUGAGAGUUCCAUUCAGAACGUAGUUGCCUAUGAGCCUGCUAAUGCUGUCUUUGUUGCUGUCCGGAACAAAAUCUACGUAUUGAACUCAGAGCUGGAAAUCAUGUCUACCAUUGUGACUGGUCCCUGGGGUAGUAACAGAUGUAAGAUCUGUGACCUGUGCUCUGUGAACAGGCCAAUGGAUUUUGAAGACACGGAUAACAAAGUUUUGGUGGUGGAUCCUUAUGAACCUUGGCUUUACAGUUGUGGAAGCUCCCAACAUGGAAUUUGUUUCCAGCAUGAGAUUGAGAUACAAGACAACGUUCCAUCAAUUGCAACAUCAUCAUGCUUGUAUUCCGCUCAUCUUAACAAAGCUUCCGAGUGUCCAGAUUGUGUGGCUAGUCCUUUAGGCACGAGGGUUGUGGUUGUGGACAAGUCAUCUGCUUCAUACUUCUACAUCGCAUCCACCGUCAACAGAAGCAUAGCAGAGACAUACAGCCCCAAAUCGGUGUCUAUACGGAGACUGAAGAGUACCUUGGAUGGAUUUAAUCGUCCUUUCCAUUCCUUAACUGUGCUUCCUGUGUAUCAAGACACAUACCCGAUUGAUUAUGUAUAUUCCUUUAAUGACCAGCAGUUUGUAUAUUUCCUGACAGUUCAAAAGGAAAAUCCCAACUCCAAAUUGUACCACACUAGGAUAGCUCGGCUUAGCAUCGAGGAGAACGAAGUGCACAAGUACCGUGAGCUGAACUUGGACUGCCGCUUUCUAAACAGGCGGAGGAGGAGUCUUGGGACAAACUCUGGACAAGUAGAUUUUAAUAUCUUGCAGGCAGCCCAUGCUACCAAGCCAGGACUAAAGCUGGCCCAUGAGCUCAGCAUCAGUGCCACAGAGCUGGUUCUCUUUGGUGUGUUUGCCAGAAGCCAGGCAGACAGUAUGGUGCCGGAGAAGUACUCAGCAGUGUGUGCUUUUCCUGUGAGCAAGAUCAAUGAGGCUAUUGACGCAGGGAUGAGGAAAUGCUGCACUCUGAGUGGCCGUGACAAGAUAUUCCGAGGACUGAGCUUUUAUCAGGAUGCUGAGUACUGCCCGCAUAAUGUAAACUCCUCAGCCCCAGUGGUGGAUACCAGCUGCAUGAGGAAGCCCACCUAUGUUGCUACGGAUGGAUACAGGGUUGACCUCUUCAAAGGACGUAUGUCUGAUGUGCUACUGACCUCCAUCUUUGUAACUGUCAUAAAUGGGAUGGCUGUAGCUCACCUGGGCACAUCAGAAGGCCGUAUUUUCCAGGUGGUGCUUCAAGGAUCCAGUGUCUACACAGUCAGGUUGGCCAACUUCUCCUUGGGGGAGAGAGUGCCAGUACUGCGGGAGGUCAGCAAGCUGUACAACUCUUUGUUGUUUGUCUCAGGAAAUAAGGUGUUCCAGGUUAACCAGACUGGUCCAGGCUGUCGCCAUUUCCUGACAUGCCUCAGCUGCCUGAAGGCAGAGCGCUUUAUGCAGUGUGGCUGGUGUGGAGAUUCAUGCACACAGCAGGAAGAAUGUCAGGGAACGUGGAACCAGGAGAGCUGCCCCCCUGUCCUUACUGAUUUUCACCCCAGAAAUGCACCACUGUAUGGCAGCACUAAGCUGACUCUCUGUGGCAGGGGGUUUCAGUCAUAUCCCUAUUUCUCUGGCACUGAUGAUCUACUUGCAAACUCUGCUGACUACCAGAUUACAGUGGGGAAGAGGAACUGCACUGUGCUACUUGAAGAGAGCCUGAGAAACAGGUACAGCCAGGUACCACUCUGGAAGGAUUUUGUUGAAGUUCUUGUCUGCAUUUUGACACCAAAAGGGGAAGAAAAAGUGUUGGAGCCUCAAAAAAUUAAUCUUACCAUUUCAGAGAAGAAAAAAACCCCAUUUUAUAUCAGUGGCUCCUCAGUCCUAAAAGGGUUUGUGUUUAUGCUGCCAAAUAUAACUUCCAUCCACCCUGCGUUUGGGCCCCUGGCUGGAGGAACAGAGAUCCUUAUCCGAGGACAAAAUCUUCUGGUGGGAGGUUCAAGGAAAGUGAUGGUUAAUGGUCUUGAUUGUCCCCUGGUCAGAGAGGAAAGCCAGCAAGAGAAUACCAUAAUUUGUUCCACCCCUUCUGCAAGCAAUGUGACUGAAGCAUCUGUGGCUGUAGUAAUAGAUGGGGAGCAGUUUCUUUCUCCACAGCAUUUCCAGUAUCGAGAAGAUCCUCAGAUAAAGUCCAUCUCCCCCAACUGCAGCUACGAGGGUUCAAGUAUAUUCAUCUCUGGCAUCAAUUUGAAUUCAGUAAAUACCACAAGGGUGCAAUUCACUUCUGCCAGAGUGCGAUCUAAAGCUACUGUCUGUGAAAGUCAUCCGUCUGCAGAAAAGCUCGUGUGUCUAACUCCUGAUUACCCAUUUCCAAAGAAGGAGGAAAGUAUUCUUGGGAACCUGAGCAUUUUGAUGGAUGGGAUUGUAGGCCACGAAGUGUUCCGCUACUACCCAAAGCCUGUGAUUCACCCUUUUGAUCUUGAAGGCAAAUUCUACAGGCUCAAUCAAGGAAAGGAUGAGAUUGAAAUCAAACAUACAGGACUCGAUGCUCUGGCAGAAUGCAUGGAUAUCUCUGUGACUAUAGGUGGCAUAAAUUGCCACCCCCAUGUGCUGAAGAAUGUGGUGACCUGUCACAUCCCCAAGUCUGACGGCCCUUUGACUGAUUUGCAAGCAAAGAUUUGUGUGAAUGAAAACUGCACAGACCUAGGCACUGUGAUUGUGACCUCUUCCUUCUCCCCUGUUGCUGCUAUCUUGGGGACCAUUGCAGCCAUCCUGUUCCUCUGCCUCUUGGCAUUUUUACUGAAGAAGCACGUGCAGCGGAAAAAGACCACAGGGACAGAAAACCUGGAAAGGCUUUCAAGCCUGAAUGGGCGUGUGACAAGCAUCCCUCUCCUUCCCUCCUCUAGUGGCUAUACGGAUGCUGCUGGGACUCCAAACACUGGGUCUUCAGGAGCACGUCUUGGAAGUGUCUCUUACACAGGUAGCAGUGAUGGCUCUACCAUGCCCUUCAUGCGGAUUCCUUCUUACUCCAUCAAAAAUUUUCGGCCACAACUCUUGGAAGAGGUGAAAGAUGUUCUGAUCCCAGAAGAGCAACUGAUUGUUCACCAUGACCAGAUCAUUGGUAAAGGGCACUUUGGGAGUGUUUAUCAUGGAACAUACAUAGAUGCAUCCCAGAGAGAGAUACGCUGUGCUGUUAAAUCCCUGAACCGGAUCACGGAUUUGGAGGAGGUAGAAGAGUUUCUGAAAGAGGGGAUUCUGAUGAAAAGCUUUUCUCAUCACCAUGUCCUCUCCCUCAUUGGGAUCACCCUUCCCAAGGAAGGACUCCCCCUGGUGGUGCUGCCAUACAUGAAGCAUGGAGAUCUGCGGUACUUCAUCCGUUCUGAGGAGCGGAACCCUACUGUGAAGGACUUAAUAGGCUUUGGACUGCAAGUGGCCCGAGGGAUGGAAUAUUUGGCCCAGAAGAAGUUUGUACACAGAGACCUGGCUGCUAGAAACUGUAUGCUGGAUGAGACCUUCACCGUGAAGGUGGCCGACUUCGGGCUAGCCAGGGAUGUCUUCGACAAGGAGUAUUACAGCGUACGUCGACACCGCAGAGCAAAACUCCCUGUGAAAUGGAUGGCUCUUGAAAGCUUGCAGACCCAAAAAUUUACCACCAAAUCUGAUGUUUGGUCUUUUGGAGUCCUGAUGUGGGAGCUGAUGACACGAGGAGCGUCUCCCUAUCCUGAAGUGGAUCCAUAUGAUAUGACCUGCUACCUGUUGCAGGGAAGAAGGCUGCCUCAGCCGGAAUACUGCCCAGAUUCCCUGUACAUUUUAAUGCUGAACUGCUGGACCCCCAACCCUGAGGAGCGACCAACUUUCUCUUCUGUGAUCGAGGAAGUAGAGCAUAUUGUAGCCUGCUUAAAGGGGGAGCAUUAUAUCAACCUUAAUGUCACUUACGUCAACCUUAAUCACAACCCACCCUUCCCCCCUUCGGUCAGUGGAGAAGCCGCACCAGACUCCCCUGGGCUGAGUGAGGAGGAGCCCAUGAUCAUGCACCCUGCCGUGUGACACCCUUCUCAGGAAGCACGACGCAGAACUGUGCGGGGUCUGCCGCACGUCUUCCAUGGGCCGACACACCACAGACUGGGGGAGUUUCCUGACUCCUGCUCAUAGCCUUGGAAACCUCCCUCCCAAUUUCACCCUUUUUAUGGGUUGAAAACAUGCAUGGACAAAGAGACUGACUGUGGGAGAGCUUUCCCUGUCCUUCACUCCACUUGGGUGGGGUAAAGGGAUCUCAGAAGAAGGCACAGAUAAGCUCAUCCCCCCAUAAAACGUGGGGCAGGUUCCCCAAAACUCUCAAAAAGAAACAUUCAGAAUAUUUAGGAGCUUGUGUGCCGACUUGUAUUUUUUUAGGUUUAAGAAGUAAUUUAUUGUCUCAACCUGCAGCUGAAUUUGUAUAUAAAGGAAUAAAUGGAUGGUUACGUGCUGUCCAUGCAGUU